Molecule: messenger RNA, 1930 nt
Organism: Williopsis jadinii
Lineage: Eukaryota; Fungi; Ascomycota; Saccharomycetes; Phaffomycetales; Wickerhamomycetaceae
Gene: STE12
Product: homeodomain family transcription factor STE12
Exons: 1
Coding region: 97-1890 (597 amino acids)
Biological process (GO): regulation of pseudohyphal growth; regulation of DNA-templated transcription; sexual reproduction
Cellular component (GO): nucleus; Tec1p-Ste12p-Dig1p complex; Ste12p-Dig1p-Dig2p complex
Molecular function (GO): DNA-binding transcription factor activity
Source: RefSeq, a predicted model, not a curated record
CACACGGUUAAAUUCCUACAUCUUUAUCCAUUUUCCCCUUUUCCCAACCUCUCCCAUCAUUUUUUUGUUAUUGUUCAUCAAAAUCGUUGGAGAGCAAUGGAGUCCAGAGAGUCAAUUGUUACCAGCAAGAAGGUAAGGGUUCCAUUGACGCGAGAACAGGUUGAAGAGAACAUGAGGCUCAUCGAUGAUCUCAAGUUCUUCCUGGCGACUGCACCGGCCAAUUGGCAAGAGCACCAGAUAAUCAGGAGGUAUUACUUGAACACGGAAGAGGGAUUCGUGAGCUGUGUAUACUGGAACAACCUGUACUUCAUAACAGGAACUGAUAUAGUGAGGUGUGUUGUAUACAGGUUCGAACAGUUUGGCCGGGAGAUUGUAGAUAGGAAGAAGUUUGAGGAAGGUGUGUUUUCAGAUCUAAGGGCUCUCAAAUGUGGUGAAGAUGCAAUAUUGGAAUCCUCAAAGUCCAAUUUCUUGGAGUUUCUUUAUAGAAAUUCGUGCCUGAGAACUCAAAAGAAGCAAAAGGUGUUUUUCUGGUUUAGUGUUGAGCACGAUAAGUUAUUCACUGAUGCCUUAGAACGCGAUUUGAAAAAGGAACAGCUUGACCAACCAUCAACGACACGAGCUGUUAGCGAGCCAGCGUUGUCGUUCAAGUACGACUCAUCGACACCACUGUUUGAACAGUUGACAUCAUUUGUGCAACAUCAGAAGGUGGACACCGACAUUGGCAGCGUAGAUCAAGAUGUUGAGGACACCCAGAGCAUAACAAGUCCCGCUGAUGAUAUUAUCAAGGAAGAGCCUUUGGAGUUCACUGAAGACGAUCAAGUUGGGCAUGUCUUUCACAUCAAGGAGGAAAAUGGGGACCCGAUCAUCGACAUGGAAGACGAUUUCCCACUAGAUUACUUCCCGCAAACCAACGAAGCUGAUGCUCUAUUCAUAGACCCAAACGUAUUUGUGCAAAUACCAGAAUCGUACAACAAUCAAUUCUUAAUUGACCAGACUAAUGCAAAGACACCCUUUGAUAAAAGCACAUUUGAGAACGAACCUAUUGGGGAAACAGGGGAGGUUUCAUUCGAAGAGGAAGUGGAACAUUUGAUGCAAGUGCCACCAAUGUUUCAACCUCUGUACCAACAGCAGUUCAGUCCAUACAUAGGACCUGCGGGUCCAAUGGUACCCAUGUACCAAGGCACCAUAUCUGGGUCGCCACAGAUAUACUAUUCACCUUACCAUCACCAUCAUCACGAACAACAGCCUCAACAACAGCAGCCAGGGAUGAUCACUAAUGGACAGUAUUACGACUCCCUGAUGAAUGGAGAGAUUCCACAAGACAUGUACAAUGAUUAUGAUGGAUACUAUGCACCCUUUGAUCCAAAUGAGACAUAUACCAGUGGUUAUUCAAUAACACCAAAUUCAUACGCUUUCCCUUACGGUGGUCAAGGCAGCCAUGAUGGCAUGUCACCAUUUUCUCGUGUUUUCCCAGGGUUCCAAGCAAUGGCGCCACCAGAUUCUCCUCGUGGUGUCAAGGCUAGAAAUGUCAAGUUUGCAUCAUCCAAUGCUAAGAUCGUCAAACCGAGUAGGUUGAGACAUUCUUCCAGAGUGAAUAAAGCUCAAAGCCAACGACUUGAGAAGGAAUCAAUAUCAAACCGUGAGGAUCACCAAGGUGAAUGUGACGGUGAUGUAAUAGAGGGAGAUGGAUACAGGGAUGGAGACGAGGAUGAUGAGCAAGACAAUGAUAGUGACAGUGUGAAUAACGAUCUCUCUGAUAGUAAAGGCGAUGACCGAAGCGGAGUUGAAAACGAGGAAGCUAAAGAAAACGAUGUGGACAGCGGGCUGGAAGAGUAUACAACGUUACCAACACCUGAGAGUACGGUGCCUGAGCAUCACACUUCUCUAUAGAACAAUGCAUAUAAACCUCGGUUUCCUAUCAGACUGCGUU